Molecule: messenger RNA, 609 nt
Organism: Hansenula ciferrii
Lineage: Eukaryota; Fungi; Ascomycota; Saccharomycetes; Phaffomycetales; Wickerhamomycetaceae
Exons: 3
Coding region: 1-609 (202 amino acids)
Source: RefSeq, a predicted model, not a curated record
AUGGGUAAUUCAGGAUCUAAACAAGCAAGGAAAUUACCAAAUAUAACAAGAGCAUCAACAAAUCUUGAAUCAAAUAAACAACAAAAUAUUAAAUUACAACAACAUCUUCAAAGAGAUCAUAUUGGAUUAGAUCCAAAUACUAUUACUCAAAGACAAAAAUUUUCAGCAAAUGCUGAUAAUAAGAAUGCUGAUAAAAUUGGUCAAAUAAAGAUUGAAGAGAUUCCAUUAACAUUAGAUGAAAAUGUGACAUUAAGAAAUAGACAGAAAAGAGAAGAUGAAUUAUCUAAACAGCGAAAAGAAUCAGUGUCUAAUACUAAUGAAAUCAAGACAAAUCAAACUGUUCAUCCAAGUACUUUAGUUGGUAUUAUUGAAGAUAUUGAAACAAGAUCAAGAGAUGAAUUAAAAAGAACAUAUAAUAUAAAUGAUGAAUUUUUGAAUAUUUUAGGGGAUCAAUUAUCAAUUGCUAAAACAAGAGUUAAACCUAUAGAAGAGCAACCCAAGAAAGAUGAUUCAUUGGAUCGAGAAAAAAUCAAUGGGAUAUCAACAAAGAGAACGAAUGAUUUUGAAGAUGAAUUAGAAAAAUUGAUGAGUGGAGGUAAUAAAUCAUGA